Dinoponera quadriceps is the source of this 7234-nucleotide messenger RNA. It is a transcript of the gene lig, whose product is annotated as protein lingerer. Gene Ontology annotation, cellular component: cytoplasm; nucleus. Gene Ontology annotation, molecular function: protein binding. The transcript has 15 exons. The coding region runs from base 500 to 3925 and encodes 1141 amino acids. The record is from RefSeq and is a predicted model, not a curated record. NCBI's taxonomy places the organism in Eukaryota, Metazoa, Arthropoda, Insecta, Hymenoptera, Formicidae.
GAGUUACGAUCGGUACCGAAAGUUCAUGUAGUGCGUCGUCCCGCGAGUCGCCUACUCCUCCUUUCGUCUCGACUUGAUCUUACGCACGGGCAGCUUACGUGACGACGUGUGCGAGCGGUACUCGACGACGCGCCCGACAAAGUGUUCUUUUUUUCAUCAUCGGGUUUCUGUAGCACAACGUCAAAAUUCUUCCUACUUUUGGCAUUAUCUCCCGUGAAAUUCCAUGAUUAAUCCACGGUGAAGUUUUUCGAUUGGACGAUAUUCGUGCGAGACACCCUCCCCCUCCAUCCCGUGUGUUAUUUCGUGUUAGAUCGUAUUUUUGGGGCCGCGCGAUCGUUCGCAAAGAAUCUCGCGAGAGAUCUUUCCGAGGACCUUCGGCGUGCAUUCUUCUACGUAAAGCGCCACGCGGAACACAUCACUCCUUUGUCGCGGGAGAUCGCCACUGUAAAUAAAGAGUGUACAUACUGUGAGUGCGUAGGUGUGUGAGAUUUUAUUGGCAAUGAGCUCAAAUAACAAAUCAUUGGUGUCCUCUGGAAGAGGCACCAACAAAAACAAGUCACAACAUGGGAAAUCAGAUCAUCAUCAAACUAAAUCAUCAGAUUCGAUUAAACAUGAUAAAGCCCAGCAAAACACUGUUCAGACCCGGCAUACACAACUUAUUGAAACCAGAAUGGCUGGAGGCGAGGACUCUUUGAAAGAACGCGUCCAGCAAGUCAUGGACAUGACCAUGCGAACGGAGGACGAAGUAGUGAUGGCUUUGCACGACAACGAUGGUGAUUUGAAUCGUGCUGUGAAUGAUCUUUUGGAAAAUAUAGGGAGGCCAGAGUGGGAGGUUAAAAAGAAGAAGCUGCGUCAACCAAGCGGAUCUAAACAGAUCACUGAUCAAACAGGUGGACAGGAUGAUGGUGGUGAUUGGGAGGAGCGACGUAACCAACGUAGUGGUGGUCCUCCACGCAUGCGAGGCCGUGCUAAUCAUGAUAAUCGUGGAUGGCGUGGACGGGAAAACAAGGAAAAUGAAAGAAACAUGGAGGAUGGCAUUCGCGACGGCAGCUACAGCAGAAGAGGAAGGGGUGGGCCUGGAAGAUCGGGUCGUGGAGGCCGUGGUGGUGGCAGGGGCCUUGGACCGCGAACGUUUGCAAAUCGCAAUGAUCCAUCAUCUGCUUCCACUACUCAUAGCUUUAAUCGUCCAAUUGACACUUGGACAGGGAGUGAAGAGCAGCAACAAAGUAUCCAAGAACCGAAAAUGGAUGCGUGGAACAAUCUUGAUUCAACGGAAGAUUGGGAUAACGAAGAAUAUACAGGUUCUUUGGCGGACACGAAAGUCUUCACUCCAAGCACAUCUAUUUUGGAACCUCCUCCUGCGCUAGAUGAACCAAAGCCACAGGAAAUACCAUCGACGCAAUCGGGCCAAAAUGUUAAUUUAUCACUUCUUCAACAAGAAGAAUUGCCAAAAUUGUCGGACAUGUCGACGAUGCAGCAGCAGAGCUUAAUACAGCAACAACCUUCACAACAGCAACAACCACAGCAACAGCCACAACCUGUAUUAAGCUUGCCGGCGAUGCAAUUACCGCAGCAACCCAGCGCUAUUAGUAGCGGUGUUCUAACAGCGGCACAAACCCAAUAUUUAACACAGCUUAGUCAACAAUCAAGUGAAAACUUGAAAGCUGCUGGACAAACGUCUUUUACGUCAACCAUGUCUAAUCAGCCCCAAAGACAGACAAAACAACGUCCUAGAGUUCCUCCGCCAUCCAAGAUACCAUCGAGCGCGGUGGAAAUGCCGGGUGACGCGGUGAACAGCGGAAUCGGCUUUCUAGAUGUACAAUUUGGUGCGCUCGAAUUCGGUAGCGAUUCUAGCUCUCUUGAUGGUUCCGCCAAUGAGAAGUACAACUCGACGAAUAGUACAAUUUCCGGCGUGGAUAUGACUUCCGGCCCGAAUGCUGUGAACACUGCCAAUGCGAGUAAUUCGCUCGACAUCGAAACUACGCAGACUUCCACAACACCUUACAACGCUAGUUCUCAAAUGUUGUCAGGUACUGAUAAUUUGCCGGUAUCAAGCGAGCAUUCGAUUAGUUCGCAAAGUUUCACCGCGCGUGGAAGCAGUAGCGGUCAAAGUCUGGACAUAACUAAACAAGACUUCACAUCGCAAGUUUCGCCGGGAAAUGCACCAACGUAUGGGCCCCCGACGACGUAUCAGUCGCAGAAAUCGUCUUUCCAACCGUCAAGCGGCACGCCGAGCACGUACAACGCAUACUCGACGAACAGUCAAUCCUCUCAAUCCACCUUUCAGACCGCGUCAGCGUCUGCUAAUACAAAUAGCUAUUCAGCGACUGCGACAGUUUCACAGGCGAGCUACAAUUCGUCAGCGUCGUUCCCGCAAUCCAACGCAUCGACUUUCAGUCAAGCCUCUCCCUCCGCAUCCUCAUCUGCGACUUCCGGUUAUAACCAACCUACUACUAGUAGCCAGGUUUAUCAGUCUGCGAGUGGAUAUGUGCCGACUACGACGUCGCAAUAUCAAGCGCAAUCCGUAGCCACUAAUACGGUAUCGAACAGCAACGCAGGAUAUCAAGCUUACCAGCCACAGGCUUAUCAGUCUUCGGUCACGACAUUUACGUCGCCGAUAACGCAAAGCUCGGGUGGUUAUCAGAGCGCCGCCCAGUCUGUAUACGCGAGCCCAUACGCUAGCUAUACCAGUCAGCCACAAACGGCAACUCACAAUCACAAAUUGAACAACACUGCGAGCAAGGAUUCUCAAUACGAUAGCAACGCGACAACGUCCAAUAGCUCCCUCGCGACGACUACCGCGCCUACGUUGGGUCUUAGCUCUGCCUCGGUGAACAGUUCACAGACUAAAGUAACUAAUUCGAACGCUGUGCCGAAAAGCACGUCGAGUGGAGUGGUGACGGGUACCAGCGGGACCGGUAACAUUACGGGUGGCGGUGCCGCUGGAAAUAUGACGCCUAUGCUCGGUCAUCAAUACAUCAUGGGCCAAGGCGUACCUUACGCUUUUCAACAGCCGAUGUACAGUUACGAGGAGUUGCAACUCGUGCAACAAAGAAUACCGCAUAUGCCAACUACUGGUUACUAUGACGCGGCCCUGGGCUAUCAGACAACCGGUCCCGCAACGAGUCUCGGCGGUGGCAGAGGCGAUGCUUUAUCUGGUGUGCAAGGCGUUCAAGGCGUGCAGGGGGUGCAAGGAGCCUAUACCAGUAUCAGCGACGCCAGGUUCGCCAGGAAUGACAGCAACGCAUCACCGGUACCUUCCACCAUGUCGCAACAAACCGCAACGCAGCACCAGCAACCUAUAAUGAACCCCACGCUUCCACCUGGUUACGCGUACUUUACCUAUGGUGGUGGAAUCAUGCCCGGUGGUUUUCAAUACGGAACUCCCGCUAUCUAUCCACAAAUCGCAACCGCUAGUAAUGCGGGUACGAACAGCGGUGCGUAUAACACUAAGCCGGGCAGUUAUGGAUCUGGUUACGGCGCUGGGGCUAGCUACGACGCUCUAGCCUCCGCUGGCCCGUCCGCGGAGUAUAAAGGCGCCGGUAGCAGCUACACCGCUACCCAGACCGGCAAAACCGGCACUUCCACCGGCAACACUAAUACCGCCGGUUCUUCCGCGACAGAUAUCAACGCCACGAUGUAUGCCAAGAGUCACGUGGCUCUCGGCAAAGUGAAUUCUUACGAAAAACAGACUUUCCACUCGGCUACACCGCCGCCGUUUGGUCUGACGGGUGGUCAGAACGCCGGCUUGCCCGGCAGUUACGGUACGCCGCAUCUGUUUAUCCCGACUAUGCCUCAUCAGUUGCAUCAGCCACUGCAUCAGGAUGGAGCCAACAGCACGGGCCAGAGGUCCAAUACAAGUUCGCAGAACAAGGCUCAAGCGAAGCCCGGGUACAGUCCCAGUUAUUGGGCCGGCAGCAAUUAAAAUACUACCGGAAUUGAUGCACUGAGAAAAGGACGAGUUUGUAACGUAAUACCUACGUAUUAAAGAAAUCUAAACUUGUCUGUUAUUGUGAGACGCUCAUGUGCUAAGAUUUACUGAAUUCAACAUAAAUACUUGAGAUGACAUACGAAAAUGAUAAGCAAGAGACAUUUUUUUAGACUAAAUUUAGGUUUUGUUGUAACACGAGUUAAUGCGUAAUGAAAAGUAAUUUUUUCCAAAAAUCGAAAGGUAUAUGCAGUUAUUAACCUGAUGCUUUAUUCGAGUUUGUCACGAUAACCAGAACAGUUAAUUUCGAACUUGUGUUUGCGUACAAUAUUCUGUGGUUUAUAUUAUUUAUUUAAUUCGGUAAAGGAAGCCGAAAAAUAUAUAUAUACGUAGCGAGAAAGAGAAGGAGGGGGGGGGGGGUUCCGAAUAUUUCGUUCACUUCAACGCAUUUGCAAACAUUUCCAAUACACAAGAGUGCGUUACAAGUAACAUCUUAUGUUUCAAGUAGAAGAAUAUGCAUAAAAAUCUUACAUAAUAAUUUGCAUAUUCCUUCUAACUUCAAGUUGCACUCGUGCCAAAUAAAGUUAUCGCGUUUACCGCGCAAUGAUCGCGUGAUGUAUUAUCAGGUAUGAUUUGUCAAACUGAUCAUUUGUGGAAAGAAAGAAAUUACCGGUACUUCACAACACGAUAAAGUCGAUAUCACGCAGAUCGUGUUACAUGGAACACCGAAAAGGAAACGAAGAGAGGAGAGAAAACAUUCGUUGAGUUUGUUUCGUUAAGGUCACCCGGCUGUAUAUUACACAGUGCAAUUUUGAAUACAUAUAUUCAAAAUAUAUGUAUAUAUGCGAUUAUAGUGUCUUCUUAUUUUUACUUUUUUUUUUCUCGUGCGUAAUGUAAGCAUCUUGGCUCGUUAACGCGAAAAGCGCAUUUCCGCGGAACAACGAAAAGCUGUAACGCUAAAAAAUUACGAUAUGUAUACAUGUGAAAUCGUUCAAACGCAUGGUAUAUGUACAAAUUUGUCGUAAUUAUAACGUUCUUAUUUUCGGCAUGUAAAACGCGACUUCGUGAGGAGAGCUGCUGCUGCACAGUAAGUGAUCUCGUUGCAUUCGCGAUGAGAUUGACUUAAACGUAUUACGUGUAUCUGUGACUCGAGUUGUUUUCAAUUACUCCUCAUUAAUACGAUGACUUGUAUAUUACAUUGAAAUUAUUACAUAUAAUUUUUUGAUUAAACGGAGAGUUGUGGAUUAAUGCGACUCUCCUCUGUUAAAUAUUCCUCGGUAUAGUUAAAAAGUUUUGGAUAUAUGGCAAAUAUGCAGUAUAUAUAUUCUAAGAAAAAGAAAAACAUCUCCGCUCUUUUAUUAUUCUUACAUAUACUUACGUUACUUUUAAUAUAAUAUAAUAGAAUAAAUUGGAAUGUAUUCUCGGUAUAUUCGAACUAAUCAUGUAGAGCGAUGUAAACGUCUUCUUGUUUUCCAUAGCUUAACUGCAAUAGUUGGGAUUUGUCUUAUUAGAAUCUCCUGAAUUGUGUUAAUUUACGAAAUCAAAUCGCAUUAGUGUAAUAUACCUUCCAGUUAUCAUUCUUUUGCUAUUUUGACAUCAAAGAUUAGUAAUCGUAUAAAUAAUAAACUAUAUAGAAAUUAUGGUUGAACGAUUAGUUUACAGUUAUUGCCCGAAUUUUAUUAGAAAGGUUUUUUUUUUCCCCCCCAAGAAUAUCAAGGAAUUUUAUAUGAAAAAUCGUUUGUCAUACUCUCCAAAUGCAUUUUUAGAUGUACCAAAAAGAUAUAAUAUGUACUUGUUUCAAAUAUCGACUUGUCGGUCCACCGAAUUCUAAUCUUCAUUAUAGAAUCGUGACUUCGGUUUUUCGGGAGCGUCAGGAUGAUAUUAAAUCAAAAGAAUUACGCAUUUUUAUGUUUGUUGGCAAAAUAUAACCGCAUAGUUGACCCAUGCUCGAAACAUGCAUAACAAGAUAUAUGCAUCGAGACGAUGUUGCGAUUUUCAUUGCAACGGCAAACGCAAAACUUAUCGUACAUACUUUACGCGCAUGUAUCAUACUCUCCGUUAUUUAAUUCGCAUAAGUGCGAACUAAAAGUCUUCGAGAAAGGACAGCCAAGAUGAGAAUAAGUUUGACACAACCGAUCGCACCGUUUGUCGAGACGAACGAACGUAAAAUUAACGAUGCUGAUGCAGUAACAAUGAGUAACAGCGAUAUUUAUAUCUUUUUCAUUGAGAUUGUAAUAAAAAAGAAAAGGAAGAAGAAGAGGAAGAAAAAGAAGCAACCAUUAUCGAUUCCGUCUGUUGUACACAUUCGUUAAUACUGCAUUACUCAUACUGAUUAGUGGCGAACAUGUGUAUAGUUAUAUAUACAUAUUAAUCAGAAUGAAACAACACGCAUUGACCAACGCAACACAUACAUAUAUACAAAUAUAUUUAACAUUUUUUCAUUGUGAAUAACAAAUGAUCAGGUAUACUUUCAGUGAGAGAAAAAGAAGAAAAGAGAAGAAAGUGUAAGAACAACCGUGUGUCGAGCGUGUACGCAUGCACGCACAAAAUCAGCACGAACGAACAGAGAGAGAGAGAGAGAGAGAGAGAGAGAGAGAUAUGUAUGUGAAAACGUGUUUUCAUAAAACAAAGGUGCUGUGAGAAUUGUUACGAUUUGCGCAUGUACCAUAUAUACGUGAGGAAUAAUGUUUCUUCUACCCAUGAAUGGACCGACCGUGAGCGGUCGUUGUCAAAGCUUUACCAAUUACCGCUAAUAUAAGCGAGAAGUAAAUAGUUGUAAGUAAACUAUCGUUUAGCAACUGCAUAUAUAUAAAUAUAUAAAUAAUACAUAAACUCUCGUAUAAAAUACGAUAUGAGUAGGUCGAUGAUGCGUUUUGAAGAACUUGGAAGACCAAAUGUAGAUUACCUUCCUUUCUUUUGGAGAGAAUGUAAAUCUGUACGCAUAAACUAUGUCGAAAAAGGGCAAGAGUUUGCGGGCUAACAAUGUCUUCUCGCCGUGAUCUCGCGAAGCUGUGGAUUGCUAACCGCUCAUACUGACAUACGCGUUCAAUUAUAUACACACACACACACACACAUACACACGCAAUCGCUGACACCGACGACAGAUGAACGGUCGGUGAUUACGGCUGAAAGAAUCAAGUAUAUUUUUCGUUUUAUCUUAGUGUAUGUUUUUUAGUCCAUUUUCGCACUUCCUCAUGUAUACUCGGACGAUUUAGGACGACAAAAAAAAGAAGUAUACUAAAUGUAAUGUAUAAUUGAAAGUAAGGAGAAAAAAAGAUACAAAACGCGUAAUAAAGGAAGUAAGGA